AUGGGCUUAUCUAUAAUUCAUGUCCAGGUGCUCGAGAAAACUGUGUGGAGUCGUGUCGAAGGAAAUCAGUUGGAAGAUCGAAGUCUGAAUAAAGCUUGGCUAGCCAGAUAUCUGGAAGUGUGUAGAAAAGUGAUUGUAGACGACUUGCAACUCGCUCGUGCUGCUGUUCCAUGCUUCCCACCUGACUAUCAAAUCUACGAUAGAUUUGUCCACAUGUACCAUAACUGCGUAUGUAAAAGGCUGCGUGAAAUAGCGGCAGAACAGAUGGAGAAAAGUGAGCUUGUCCAGUUACUGAGUUGGAUUCAAACUUAUGGUGGCGAAGAACUGCUUGGUAACCGCCGUCUGCAGAUCAACACUGCUGCUUUGUUAGAUGAUGUUCCUGUGCUUUCCAGAUCAACUCUUAACUCGCUCUAUGACAGUUUCGUAGAGAUGACGAGGCGUGACAUGAAGAACUGGCUCGAUAAAACUUUGAGUGCCGAAAAAGAUGAUUGGAACAAGCACGUACGACCUGACGAGGAUAACUUUGGAUAUUUCUACACGAGUCUACCAAAUAUCAUGUUCGGAAUGCUAAGAGAUACGGUGACGCUUGCGAAAGAAGUUAGUGUUGAAGUGAUUCCGAGCGUCAUCAACCUUACAAUUGAGGAAUUCUUCAUUUUCGCCAAUAAAUAUAAAGAUGCAUUCACUGCAUAUCGGAACAAGUAUUUUGAAAAUCGUAGCACUUUUCGAGAAUUCACAUCCACUAUGGUUGCGAUCGCCAACAAUUUACAGACGUGUAUCGAGUCCACUGAUAAGUACAUGCAACAGGUUCGUCUAUCGAUGGAAAGCGAUGAGCAGCAGGAUGGUGGAGUUGCUGGUCGUCGUGCAGUUAGUCGUCAGCAGAUCAUUGACAAUAUCGACCGUUUGAAUGCUAGAUGGAGUAGUGCAGUGGGCGUUGCUGUAAACUACUUGUUAGAGGAGAUUUGCGAAGAUCUCAGUCCCCACCUUGCGGAGUUAUUCUCCAGGAAGUGGAUUGUUGGAUGUUCUGCACCUGAGACUAUAUGUAUGACCGUACAAGAUUACUAUGCUGAUCAUCGCCAUCUGCGUCCUGCUACCCGUUGUGCAUUAUUAAUGGAUCUGCAAUUUCGAAUUGUUGGAGAGUAUCUGAAGGCAAUAGACUCUCGCCGCCUAACGUUCGCCACCUAUGAGGAAAGAGCUGCGGCGGGAUCUCGGAUGAAAGCGGAUGCACAACGGCUGGAAGCGUUGUUCAAGCAACUUAUUGACACCGAUGACAUCAAUGAGCCGUUUUCACUGAUUUGUUCGUUAAUAUCGAGUUGUGGCGAGGUGAUAAGCCUACGUGACAAGUCUCUUCUAACAUUGGAAGUGACUACGUUCAGCAGGAAGUAUCCGAACAUUCCGGUAGAUUUGUUGGCUGCUUUGCUGGCAAGUCGUGAUGAUGUCUCACGCAGUGAAGCCAAACAAAUGGCCGAGGAGGUGGUCGCCCAUGUCCAGUUCCAUCCUCGUGACAGAGUUCUGGACCAGCUGUUUGCAUCAGUGAUAGGUCGCAGCGAUUCCACAUCUUGGAAGCCUAAUCUGGACAUGAUGAAUAUGCUUUCUUCUUUUAUGCGCAGAGAUCACCCACAUUCAUAG
Messenger RNA from Haemonchus placei, 1626 nucleotides. NCBI's taxonomy places the organism in Eukaryota, Metazoa, Nematoda, Chromadorea, Rhabditida, Trichostrongylidae. The record is from the annotation of a GenBank genome assembly.